AUGACUGCCGAUUCCGCGUCAUGCCAGUCGCCGUCGCCGUAUGUUGACUUGAUGCUGUACGACGCAUGGUCGUAUGCGAGCAGGAUAAACGCGCGACCCCCUGGGCAGGCAUGGCACUACAACGAGGUUGCGGAAUGCGCAUUUUCACUGUCAAGGACGUCCGUGCGGCUCCAAGCCUUCGAGAUGGGAGCGAAGAACAGCUUAAAGGUCAAAAUUCCGGCGCACAACUCCCGCUGUCAAGAAUGCACAUCGGGGUCCGUUGACACGGCGCUUCGCAUAUCCCGUGUCGACUCAGGUACAGUAUUAGGGGAGCGAAAGACAAUCACUCACUGCACCGCCAGAUGCGCUGUCACCAAACUUGAAUCUGUUGCAAGUAACAACUGUGCCUCGAAGAUCAUACACAGACACUCAUCGAGCAUGAACCUGCGAGCACUGCGGCCCGCCCUCUGCCCAUUCAGAACGCUCUGUCAUUGUGAUCGAAUGAUCGACAUCCAGAUUGCGAUAGGAAGCGGCUCGCCUGUUCGACACAUUUCGCGGCUUGAUGAUUACGGUACCAGUUCCGCGUUAUGUGGUCAGCGCGUGGAGAAUCGAGUGUACUCCAGAGAAGGACUUCAUUCGUCAGCGAUGUCCGCUCGCAUCUCCCCGUACGGUCUUAGAAGGUGA
Molecule: messenger RNA, 663 nt
Organism: Postia placenta MAD-698-R-SB12
Lineage: Eukaryota; Fungi; Basidiomycota; Agaricomycetes; Polyporales; Adustoporiaceae
Exons: 5
Coding region: 1-663 (220 amino acids)
Source: RefSeq, a predicted model, not a curated record